AUGGUCUAUGGCGGCAAGCCGAGCACCGGAUGUUACCUUUGUCGUAAGCGGAAGAUAAAGUGCGAUGAAGCACACCCGGAGUGUCGAAAUUGCAAAAUCUAUGGCCGGCCUUGUCCAGGCUACCGACCAGAUGCAGUCUUCCGCAAUGAGACGAGAAAAGUUGAACGGAUGGUGAAGAAUGGCGGAAACGCGAACGCCAGCGGCAGCGGAGAAAGCGCGCCCUCUUCGGAUACUUCGGUAUCAUCCGUUGUCUCUCUCCGACGCAGAAAUACUCACCAAGGUCAUUCUGAUGGCCCAUUAAAUCUAUAUACGCCUGCGGAUUCUACUUGGGAACAGCGUGCGCUGUGCUACUUCUUUGACCAAUAUACCAUCAAAGCGGACGAGGAUGGCGGUCAUCUGGACUAUCUUCCUCCGCUAUACGCCCGUGAGAUAGAUCGAAAUAGCGAUUCCAGCUCCUCUUGUCUGAAGUGGGCAGUUGAUGCCACGGCAUUGAUGACAUUGGCCAAUGCCAAAAACGCACCUCUUCUCAUGAACAAGGCCCGGCUAGGCUAUGGCAAAGCUUUGCGUGGCUUGCAGGAGGCUUUAAAAUCGCCGGCACAUGCGGUGAAAGAUGAGACAUUUGCAUCGGUCGUCCUGCUCUCUUUAUAUGAGGAUAUUUCCGGUGAGCGGAAUGGUCUGCUCAGCUCGCAUACAGCGGGCUUCGAAUUUUUGAUGAAACUCCGAGGCGAAGGGCAGAUGGAUCAUCAGCGUGGCCGUGAUAUGUUCAAUUUUGCUUAUACCCACACUUACGUUGAAAUUCUUGCAUUGGGAGACAAUCCACGCUUCGACCUCGAAUGGGUCCAUGGAAUACUAGACAGCAAAAAUCCCGUUGAACAACUCAUGCUUUCAGCAUCUAAGAUAACCCAGCUUUUCUCCUCCAUGCGGUCUUCGCCACAGCCCCCAGACCAGAUGACCGUGGAAUCAUGGAUUUCCGCCAGUCGCGAGUACGACGCCGAACUUUCCCAGUGGACCCAGACUCUUCCGGACCGAUGGCUACCACUAGUCGUGUAUUCAGCCCAAGGCGAGUCGCUUUUGACAUAUCAACGAAUUUCCAACGCCAUCAUCUGGUACUAUUAUCGCGCGGUGCGAGUGAUGCUGCAACAGCUCCUUCUCGGACUGAGCCGGACUCUUUCAACUAUAAAAACCGUUAAUAAACAAGGGUCCAACUUCCCUGAAAGCUGCCCCGAAAAAGACGGGGAUUCCCCCAGUGACUCAGAUCUGCGUGCUGUUAUUCGCGAAAUGACAACGGAUACCUGUCGCAGUAUCCCCUUCUCGCUGGCAGACGUUGACUCCCUCGGGCGUCCCAACACGGCAGACAGUCCGCUUCAGAUCCGCGCUGCUCAAGCAUAUGGUCUUCUCUGGCCUCUUUGGUAUGUGCUUUCCUGUGGUCUGCCUACCGAGGCACAGGUACAACAGAUCAGAACGGUCUUAUGGCGAGUUGGAUCCAAUCUUGGAAUCAAAUUAGCAUUGGUACUUGCUCGCGAAGCAGAAAGCAUUCGCGGAGAGCCAGAUGAUGUUGCGCCGACGGGUAUGGGGUUCGGAUCUUGA
Molecule: messenger RNA, 1587 nt
Organism: Penicillium brevicompactum
Lineage: Eukaryota; Fungi; Ascomycota; Eurotiomycetes; Eurotiales; Aspergillaceae
Product: putative C6 transcription factor
Exons: 3
Coding region: 1-1587 (528 amino acids)
Biological process (GO): regulation of DNA-templated transcription
Molecular function (GO): zinc ion binding; DNA-binding transcription factor activity, RNA polymerase II-specific
Source: RefSeq, a predicted model, not a curated record